Cyphellophora europaea CBS 101466 is the source of this 1041-nucleotide messenger RNA. RefSeq lists its product as uncharacterized. The transcript has a single exon. Bases 1 to 1041 code for a protein of 346 amino acids. The record is from RefSeq and is a predicted model, not a curated record. Lineage: Eukaryota; Fungi; Ascomycota; Eurotiomycetes; Chaetothyriales; Cyphellophoraceae.
AUGGUCGCCGACGAUGCCUCAUCCUCGUCUAGCUCCGACUACGAAGAUGCCACGGACACCCAGCCCGUCGCCGCCGCGGAGUCUUCCACCGGCGAGGGACACUCACAGUAUCGCCUCAUGGUGACGGCCGGCCCUUCCUACGACGCCAGCACACACCACCCUGUCCUCGUCAACUCGCCCGACCGCCAGACCAUCGAGACCGAUUCCAUGUCCCUCGAGUACGCCGUGCGCAUUCGGAACUUCACGGGCCUACCGUCUGGCUCGCCCGAGACGUCGGCUUAUUUUGAGCACUCGCUGCACAAGUGGGACCAAUAUUCCAUUUCCGUAGCGUUUGUACCCAAGGUCGACAUCCCCGGCGGCGAAGUGGUGUUUGGCAACGAUUUCGACCGCCCCAUCAGCGACCGCCUGCCUCCGGGCUUCAACCAGGCGCUCAAGUUCGUCACGUACUGGGUAGACCCGGGCCUCACGGGAGACGUCUAUGCCGAAAAACCCUAUCUUUACGGCCCCGCGCUGUCAUCCUGGAACACUCUGCGCAUCGGCCCCAAGGUGCGAGACGGCAAGGUGCCCGACGCAGAGACGUUCCACGAGACGAUCAUCGAAGAGGGCGCGGAUGACGAGAGUGCCGAAGAGGCCCGGACCAAGGCUGGCAUGCCGAGCGGUAGUGCGGGCAGGAAGAAGUUCUACCUCACCGAAUCCAACCGCGACAAGUUCACCUUUGAGAAGGGCAGACUGUACAUGGCCGACUUUUUCAAUCCGUACCUGGACUUCAAUGAUUUCAGUUUGAAGUUGCCCGGGUUCUCGCUCAACGUCAUCAAGUACGUGGACAGCAAGACACAUGAACUCAGGUAUGUGUUGAAGAACCAGAAGACGGGCGAGCUGUAUGCCGCGUUCAUGUUUACGCUGUUGUGGGGCGAGGAGAGGGAACGAGAGGAGGCCAAGGAGAAGGGGCAGACUGGGACGACGAAGGCCGAGGCGCCGGCGCCGGCUGCUGCGAAGAAAAAGGACGACGACAUUCCUGAGGAUGACGACGAUAUCGAUUGA